AUAUUAGCCCUAUAGUUUCUUUUUAUUCCAGCCAAUUUGAAGUGAUUAAAUUUUAAUGGAUGGUUUUCUUUACAAAAAUAAUUUUAUUAUAAGUUUUACUGAAAAUAAUUUAAUGUUUUUUAAUGAAAUAUUUCCAGAUCCACAAGUUAAAAUAGAAGGUUUGCCUAUAAAUGUUGGAGUAGCUAAGGAAAUGAUUAUGCAAGUUCUAGAUGUUAAGGUAGACUUAUUAAUCGCUAAGAAUGCUUUAAAAUCUCUUUAGAAGGACCAAGUGACCUUAAGGAUGGACAUUUCCUAUACCGAUCAUUCCCACUUGAUCGGUAAAAAAGGAGAGACCAUUCAAAAGGUCAAAAGCGAUACCGACUGUCACAUUCACUUUCCCGAUUCUAACAGAAAUGGAGUUGUCAAAAGCAAUAGAGUGACGCUUACCGGAAUGGCAGAAAAUGUCGAACGGGCUAAAUUGGCCAUAAGAAAAUUGAUGCCGAUAGUUUUAAAAUUGCUCAUUCCCUCGCGUUGUCUGAACGAAAAGAAUCAGACCGUAUUCUCCGACAUUUUGAGAAGUAUAAGGGAACGACAUCUCAGCUUUAAAUUUAAUCCUCCUGCCGAUUCCAUAAGAAUAUUGGUGAUAAGGGGUCAGAGAGCCGAAAAGGAAAAAUUUGAGGAGAUACUCGGAAACAUCGACAGGCUUGUGGCAUCAAAUCGACAGGUGGGUUUAUAAAAUUAAGCACGCCUGUUUAGGUUUUGUUUUUCCAUCUCAUUUUGAUAUCAAUUGAUGAUUCUAUAUUUUACAUUUUAAUUUGAUUUAAAAUUUAUGUAUCUAUUAUUAGUAGCAUCUAUUAUUAUACUAUUGAUUCUAUCACUACUCACAUGUGAGAUUCUAAAGCAAUGUAUCAAAUCAUAUUCAGAUUCUUUCCUGUCCCAUCUAAAAAUUUGUUAACAUAUCUUGAACAUCAAUUGUGAAGAAUAAUCAGCAUGAUUAUUGAACAUGUUUGAAAUAUUCCAGUCUCCCAAUUGGUAUUGGAACUCCAUUAAAAGUUCUCUGAUGAAACAGAGUGAUUAUUCUUGUCUGUAAGACACAGAUUUAAAUAAGAUAGAUGAAACUGUUUUAUUUUAGCAACAGACCUUUAUUGUUGAGCAUAACACACGAGUACAAGUGAUUUAUGGGGAAGCUUUUCAAGAGAACGUGGGUUGAUUACAAUAACACCUGGCAUAUCCACCGUGUCCAAUACAAAAUAGUAAAUUUAUUUUAAUUUUAGCAUUCUAGAUAGUUUCAAACAGCAUGAAACAAUAUUAGGAGACAUAAAUUGAUGUCGGAUAUGAUUAUUCGUUUUUUAAUUCAUUUUUUAAUGUUCUUCUAUACGUAAAUCACAAAAUCAAAUCAAUAAAUUUCAAAGAUUCCUGUAAAUUUUCAAUACAUACUUUAUUAGAUUAAAAAAAAUACCCGAUAAGGAAUUUGAAAAAAUGUUUUCAAAUCCCUUGUCAGGUUGAGAUAUUUGGGAUUAAAGUAUCAAUUAUCCUCGCACUGCACCCACACAUUCUGUCAGUAUUAUAAAGCAAUAGACUUUUUUAUUGCUAAAUAUAACAUCAUCUCGGUAACCAUCUGGCAUAAAUGACCAGCUUUUACAGAUCUCAAAUAUGUUAUUUAUAUAGAUGGGUGUCAAGGUGGAUUUUUGGCAGUAGAUCUUGUUCUAAAACUAUUGUUUUGCAUUGUCUCUCUCGUAGUUUGAUUUUUUUUGAAAAAAGUUAACUGUAAUAUUUUAUUAGUUUCAUAAAAGUAAAAUUUCAUUUUUUUUAUAAAUAGAUACAUU
Molecule: messenger RNA, 1805 nt
Organism: Centruroides sculpturatus (bark scorpion)
Lineage: Eukaryota; Metazoa; Arthropoda; Arachnida; Scorpiones; Buthidae
Product: protein bicaudal C homolog 1-like
Exons: 4
Coding region: 281-715 (144 amino acids)
Cellular component (GO): cytoplasm
Molecular function (GO): RNA binding
Source: RefSeq, a predicted model, not a curated record